Molecule: messenger RNA, 1116 nt
Organism: Epithele typhae
Lineage: Eukaryota; Fungi; Basidiomycota; Agaricomycetes; Polyporales; Epitheliaceae
Product: concanavalin A-like lectin/glucanase domain-containing protein
Exons: 6
Biological process (GO): glucan catabolic process
Molecular function (GO): hydrolase activity, hydrolyzing O-glycosyl compounds
Source: RefSeq, a predicted model, not a curated record
UCGGCGGCGAGCACGUCGACUACCCGCUCGGCGAGCCCGUCUCCCGGGACUUCGACCUCAUCGUCACCCGCUUCUACCACAGCGACCUCCACGGGCUCGAGCUCUACGCCUACGUCUGUGUCUGGCUCGUGGAAGAUCCAGCAGACCUACCAAGGGGGCUCGUUCUUCGACGGGUGGACGUUCACGAGUUCCGACGACACCACCACGCACGGUACUGCCACUUAUGUUGACCAGCCACCGCAGUAUGUUCCUUCAUUCUCAGCCAUUUCAUUCUUUGAUUUGAUGACCCGCGCAGCAAUCAGCAACUUAAUCGAAAUUAACUCGGACGGAAACGCUAUCAUCCGAGUAGACACCACACCUACCGUGCCCGGGAACCGUCAGUCCAUCAAGAUCACCAGUACGCUCGUUCUCAACGGCGGGUUGAUCAUCCUCGACGCCGUGCACAUGCCCACUGGCUGUGCCACAUGGCCGGCUUUCUGGAGCUUUGGCCCCAAUUGGCCGGUCGGCGGCGAGAUUGACAUCGUGGAAGGAGUGAACAACUACACGAACAACCAGUACACUCUGCACACGAACCCCGGUUGCACGCUGCCUUCUUCCGACACUGGUGUGUUGGGUAUCACUGGUACCUUGGUGGAUGGUACGGACUGUGCAGCAGCCACGACCGGGAACGCUGGCUGUGGGAUUCGAGACAGUCGGACGAACUCUUUCGGGGCUCCGUUCAACAGCAAUGGUGGAGGUGUUUUUGUCACAUCGUGGACCGAUGAGGGCGUUUCCUCGUGGUUCUUCCCUCGGAACGCUAUCCCAAGCGACAUCAGUAGCGGCUCCCCAAACCCGACCGGCUGGGGAGAGCCGGCCGCCUCGUUCCCGGCGUCGACCUGCACACCCGGCACAUUCCUCUUCAACCACAACCUUGUGUUUGACACUACUCUCUGUGGUGACUGGGCGGCCGCGGUGUGGGGUGCGACUGGUGUCCCCGGCCAAGAUCAAAGCUGUGCGGCGAUCACUGGAGUCGCGGAUUGUCCGACAUUCGUUCACCAGAAUGGCGCCUCGUUCAGUGAAGCCUCGUCAUCUGCAGACUGGGAAGUCAAGUCAGUCAAGAUCUACCAGACAUCAUAA